This is a messenger RNA of Ectocarpus sp. CCAP 1310/34, 1447 nucleotides long. The record is from the annotation of a GenBank genome assembly. Lineage: Eukaryota; Phaeophyceae; Ectocarpales; Ectocarpaceae.
AAAAAAUCUACAAAGAUCGCGACAUGCGAGGACUGUACCAACACCUCAAGAGAUCAGUGGGCCUCAGCGGGAGACAAGCGGGGGGACAGCAGUUCGUCGCGGAUGAGAACGGCGUGUUGCUCCGGAACAGGGACGACAUCCUCCAGCGGUGGGCGAGAUUCUUCAGCACCCUACUCAACACCAAAUCCCCCACCCUGAACCCAGACAUCAUCGAACGAGUGACGCAGCGGCCAGCGACACGUGACACUCAACGGUUGGGAGAUGUGCCAGAACUCGAGGAGGUGGCACGGGCAACGAAAGGCCUCAAGAACUGGAAGGCACCCGGCCAUGACUCCCUCCCUGCUGAAUUGCUCAAGAUCGAUGACGACGAACCCUUCGUCCUGGGACACCUCCAUACCAUCCUCGUCAAGGUACUGUACAAGCAGGGUGACCGGUCCAUCUGCAACAACUACAGGGUGAUUUCGCUACUAUCUCACGUAGGCAAGGUUCCCAUCAAGAUCAUCACCAACCGUCUAAGCGCCUUCUGCGAAGCCAACAACAUCCUCCCGGAGGAACAGUGCGGAUUUCUACCCGGUCGAUCCACCGUCGACAUGCUGUUCGUCGUGCGCCGCCUCCAGGAGCUGGGGCGGAGAAAGAAAAUACCGCUCUACAUGUGCUUCGUCGACUUGAACAAGGCGUAUGAUUCGGUGGACCGAGAGAUGCUAUGGAAGGUGCUGGCCAGGGCCGGGAUUCCCGCGAAGCUGAUCGAAGUCAUCCGCCAAUUCCACGAUGGAAUGCGGGCCCGGGUGCGCAUGGACGACGGAGAACUAUCGGACUGGUUCUUCGUGACACAGGGCGUGAGACAAGGAUGUGUGCUGUUCCCACUGCUGUUCAACAUCUUCUUCGCCGAGGUCCUCGAGGUCGUUGUCAUCCGAUUCAGCGAGCCUGGUGUGCUUGGAGGAGGCGAAGACGGAAGCGGGGGGGGGGGAGGAGACACCCCUUGACCGUGUACGGAGGGCAGUAAGGGGGAUGCUGUAUGCCGAUGAUGCCGGCGUCGUAUCGAGGUCUGCAUAAGGACUGGCGAGAAUGAUGACCAUCAUCGUUGAGUUGUUCGGGGAGUUCGGGCUAACCGUGUCGGAGAAGAAGACGGAGACGCUCCUGAUGCGCGCAAAGGACAAGCCGACUACCACAUCACAGCCCGCCCCGCCUCCACCACUGACCAUCGAAGCCGCGGGACAGAAAUACGCCCAGAAGACCGAGUUCCGGAACCUCGGUGGCCUCGCAACGAACAUGGCGACCUCACCCGGGAGAUCAACUACAGGAGCAGAGGAGCGUGGGCGUGCCUCAGGCGAUAUGGCCGGGAGCUCUUCGACAGACCGCAAGCGCCAUUCCGACUCAAGAUCCGCCUGCUCCAGGCGGAGUCGAUGGAGGCACUGCUGUACGGCUGCAUGACAUGGUCACCGCUCAG